This is a messenger RNA of Symbiodinium natans, 2625 nucleotides long. NCBI's taxonomy places the organism in Eukaryota, Dinophyceae, Suessiales, Symbiodiniaceae. The record is from the annotation of a GenBank genome assembly.
AUGCCACCACGGAAGAGACCGGCGGCAGUUCCGCUAGAAAACCUGCAGCGUGGACGCGAGCGCAAAGGCGCCUACCACAUUGAAUUUCAGAGGCUGCAGGACUUGCGCAGCGCUCGGCCUCUUGGGGAGGCGGACCGUGGAAACUACGAGGCAUUGAUGGAGCUUCGCCCGAGUCUUGUGCAGAAGCUCGGCGAGAGCAUCGAUCUUAGGAAAGCAUUCUUCGUGUCAGCACAAUCGGGCGCUGAUUCUGCCGUUCGGGCUGUGGCUCAUUAUGUCGUGCUCCGUGAGGCUCUGCGAACCUCUUCAGCAUCAAUGGAAGACGUUGCGCAACGCUUGCAAGCAGAAGGGGACAAGUAUUGCAAAUACUUCUCGAGCAACGACCUCGCGCAAGCCGUUUCCACUUUGCGCCUAUGCAACAUACAACCUGGCGAGGACCGCGGAAGCUACAGAAUGAGGUGGGUGGCCGCCGCUAUCAUUUGCCUCCUGCAACUCGAACUUCGUGACGUGGUAGUUGAACUUCGAUUAACGGGUAGAUUGCUAACGGCAGCUUGUGCGUUCGCAGUGCUCACAGGAGGGCGACAUUUCUGCAGAUUCCUCCGAGACAAACUUAAUCUGGUUGUCCUCCGGCAGCUGCCGUCUUGGUGUACGGAGCUCUUAAACUACCACGACGAUGCAAGAGUUUGGGCCGACGGCGCGGGGAUGCCACGAGCCCAUGGCCAUCAGGAGGAGCAUGACGCCGACGGCUUGGUGGAGCCUGACGACUCGGAAACAGCUGGGGAUGUCCCGGAAAGCCGCGAGGUGGGUGCUGCGGCGCUCUUUGGCAGUAUGACCGCAGGUCAGCGUACUGUUUUGCGCGCGCUUGGCACGCGGCUCCUGGAGGAAGCUGAGACGUGCAUGCCUUGGAGUGGAGCUUCGCAUUUGGGAUUCCGUCCCAUGCGAGCCGCCGGGUUCCCACGUACCAUCGCUAUCUGGCAGAGCUACUGUGACAACAUGUCUCUUACAUGGCGGCGGAGCGCCCUUCACGAGAGUACCUUCAUGAUGCCCCGCAACGGCCUGGUGGAAAAAGUCUUACGGGACCGCGUGGAGGAGAUGGUGACGCCAUUCUGGAGCGCCGCAGCCUUUCGGCGUCGGUUUGCUUGCGUUCCGAUUGUUCCCGCUGUGGGCGGAUGUGCACGGACACUGUGCCUGCUGCAGCAGAGGAGUAUGAUCUUGGGCACUGAGCAUGCCCCCGUGCAGCACCCCCCGCAACUACUCUUGCAAUGGGGUCGACGGCUGCAUAGUGAGGUUCGCAGAGAGGCACGGCAGCUAGGUAUCCCAGAGCCCGACAUCGAGUUUACACAUUCGAUAACGGAGAAUGUGCUGUGCUGUUUCAGUAAGUGUGUGGACGCCAUGCUUGGCUGCUCGCACCAUCACAGUCGUUACCGGCCCUGCCGGCGGGUCGCCCUCGCUGAUGCUGAGGUGAGCAUGCUACGGGUUGAGUUUCGCGCGCGCAACGCAGCGGGUUAUCUAGCUUUCCCUUUCAAGCUUUGCGGCGCGAUCGCUGGCAUUGGCUCUUGCAUGCACGUCAUUAGGUUGGUCCGCUACUUUCCUCAAGUGCAGCGCGCCGGUGACCGCAGAGCGAUUUGGCGCGUGAUGGGCAAGCUUGGCGCCUUCACCAUGAGCAAGACAGGACGCGGCCGCGGCCGCGGAAGGGCAAGUGCCAAGGCAGCUCCGAAGACUCUCAUCGUUCCCAAGGCUGGCUCGCUGCAGCCAAAGGCAGCUCCCUCUGGUGCGUCGGAGCCGCGCGAUGCGCCGGUUCAAUUAGCUGUCAUCCAAUGGACUCGAGUUGCUCACAAAGCCAUCGAGUCGUUCGGAGACGACCCCCUCUGGCAAAUCCAACUGAAGCACGAUGGCAAGCCCACCGUGUCCAUGCAAUUGAUCCGCCACUUCGGAAACUACUUGACCGUCCUCCGUGAAACCGACGACAGUAUCCCGGAGAGCAUCCAAGCUUUAAAGGAACGUGCAGGCAUCGCUCUGCAGCUUGCCGGCGGCACGGUGCAGUGGCGUGCCGCGUGGUACGUGGAAGGUCCGCCUGAGGCGCUUCAAAACGCACUACGUCUCAUCCUCGGCUUUGUACAUCAUCGCUGGAACAGCACUGCGCCCGGAGAACGUGGUUUCCCUGGAGACCUCAGGAUCGAGCUCGACGUGGACCCCUCCAUCGUGUGCAAGAACGAGCUUGCAGAGAUGCCUGUGGCACCUAUGCUUGUACGUAACUUGGACCUUUCGCCCUUUUCCCCGGCACCACCUGCUGGUGCCCAGAUUCUGACGUUCCAGAUCGAGUUCAACGAGACCAAUGGCUUGACGGGCGUACUGGCUGGAGCUACAUGGGCGUUCCGAAAGGAACUCGAAGCGAAUGGCAUCUACGGCGCUCGCGUCGAGGCAGACGACUCCUAUGUCCGAGUGCUACCUUGCGUCGAUGUAUCCACUAAGAACGGACGCGAUUGGAUCUUGCAGAAGCUCUUCCGGGAGAUCCUGUGUGACACCGUCUUGCACCUGGUGGUAGCUACACCGCCUCUGCCGGAGACUGCGGGAGCAGAGUUCUUGCAGAUCCUGGGUGCCCAGCCGCAUGUGUAUACCGAGAAGUGA